This is a messenger RNA of Miscanthus lutarioriparius, 243 nucleotides long. Lineage: Eukaryota; Viridiplantae; Streptophyta; Magnoliopsida; Poales; Poaceae. The record is from the annotation of a GenBank genome assembly.
AUGGCAAACCCUGCUGCCUACUUGCAACAGCAACAACUGCUUCCAUUCAACCAACUGCCUGUGGCGAACACCGCCGCGUACCUACAACAUCAGCAGUUGCUGUCAGUUAACCCACUGGCAGUUGCUAACCCAUUGGCUGCCGCCUUCCUCCAGCAACAACAAUUGUUGCCAUUCAACCAGAUAUCUUUGAUGAACCCUGCCUUGUCGUGGCAGCAACCCAUCGCUGGAGGUGUCAUCUUCUAG